This is a messenger RNA of Rattus rattus (black rat), 447 nucleotides long. Its product is annotated as histone H3.3A-like. Gene Ontology annotation, molecular function: DNA binding; structural constituent of chromatin; protein heterodimerization activity. Lineage: Eukaryota; Metazoa; Chordata; Mammalia; Rodentia; Muridae. Bases 1 to 411 code for a protein of 136 amino acids. The record is from RefSeq and is a predicted model, not a curated record. Gene Ontology annotation, cellular component: nucleosome. The transcript has a single exon.
AUGGCUCGUACAAAGCAGACUGCCUGCAAAUCCACCAGUGGUGAAGCACCCAGGAAACAACUGGCUACAAAAGCCGCUCGCAAGAGUGCGCCCUCUACUGGAGGGGUGAAGGAGCCUCAUCGUUACAGGCCUGGUACUGUAGCACUCAGUGAAAUCAGAUGCUGUCAGAAGUCCACUGAACUUCUGAUUCCCAAACUCCCCUUUCAGCGUCUGGUGCGAGAAAUGGCUCAGGACUUCAAAACAGACCUGCGCUUCCAGGAGGCAGCGAUUGGUGCUUUGCAGCAGGCAAGUGAGGCCUAUCUGGUUGGCCAUUCUGAAGAUACCAACCUGUGUGCUAUCCAUGCCAAACAUGUAACAAUUAUGCCAAAAGACAUCCAGCUAGCACGCCACAUACGCGGAGAACAUGCUUAAGAGUCCACUAUGAGGGGAAACAUUUCAUUCUCAAAA